UGCUGCAUUGGUGGAAGUAUCAAACGGCGGCGAUCCGGUCCAGGCCAUGGGGGGAGCUGAUGCCAUGGUCUGAAACGUGAGAUUGAGAGAGCGAGUGAGGUGCCCACUCAACGCUCCAACAGUGGUGUGUGAGAGGACAGCAGCCAUGCCACCCCACUCUGACAUCGUCAAGGUGGCCAUCGAGUGGCCCGGCGCCAACGCCCAGCUCAUCGAGAUUGACCAGAAGAAGCCUCUGUCAUCUAUCAUACGGGAGGUGUGUGAUGGCUGGUCUCUGUCUGGCUCUGAGCAGUUUGCCCUGCGUUACGCUGACGGUCCUCAGCUCUACAUCACUGAACAGAGCCGUAGUGAAAUGAAGAAUGGGACCAUCCUUCGAUUAGCCAUAUCUCCCGCUCGUGCAGCACGGCAGCUCCUGGACAGGAUCCAGUCUCAUGGCAUAGAUGCCCGCCUGGAGGCCCUGAAGGAGCUGGCCAAGCUGUCAGCUGACCCCACCUUUGCCACCGAGUUCAUCAACAUGGAGGGCAUCGGGACCCUGGCGCGCCUGGUGGAGAGCGGCACCCACUUUGGAGAGAUGCUGGCCUUCACUCUCACUGCCUUCCUGGAACUGAUGGACCAUGGAAUAGUGUCCUGGGACCUCAUCUCUCUGUCUUUCAUCAAACAGAUUGCGGGCUAUGUGAACCAGCCGAUGGUGGAUGUGUCAAUCCUGCAGCGCUCUCUGGCCAUCCUGGAGAGCAUGGUCCUCAACAGCCACAGCCUCUACCACCGGGUGGCGCAGGAUAUCACUGUUGGACAGCUCAUCGGACACCUGCAAGUAUCCAAUCAGGAGAUCCAGACGUAUGCCAUCGCACUCAUCAACGCCCUCUUCCUCAAGGCACCGGAGGAUAGACGGCAGGAAGAGCAUAAUAACCCCCUGGACCAGCGGCUCACUGAGAUGGCGAGCACCCUGGCCCAGAAACACCUGCGAUCCAUCAUCCUCAAUCACGUUAUCCGAGGCAACAGACCAAUCAAAGCCGAGAUGGCGCACCAGCUCUACGUGCUGCAGGUGCUGACCUUUAACCUUCUGGAGGAACGCAUGAUGACCAAGAUGGAUCCCAGCGACCAGGCCCAGAGGGACAUAAUUUUCGAGUUGCGCAGGAUUGCGUUUGACGGGGAGAACGACCCCAGUGGCACGGAGAAGAGAAAGGCCAUGUACACCAAGGACUACAAGAUGCUGGGCUUUACUAACCAUGUGAACCCUGCCAUGGACUUCACGCAGACCCCUCCAGGGAUGCUGGCCCUGGACAACAUGCUCUACCUGGCCAAGCUGCACCAGGACACCUACAUCAGGAUUGUUCUGGAGAACAGCAGCCGCGAGGACAAACACGAGUGUCCUUUUGGUCGCUGUGCCAUCGAGCUCACUCGUAUGCUGUGUGAGAUACUACAAGUGGGAGAAUUGCCCAACGAGGGCUGCAAUGACUACCACCCCAUGUUCUUUACUCACGACCGGGCGUGGGAGGAGUUCUUCUGCGUCUGCAUCCAACUGCUCAACAAGACCUGGAAGGAGAUGAGGGCCACGGCUGAGGACUUCAACAAGGUGAUGCAGGUGGUUCGGGAGCAGAUCACCCGGGCUCUGGCCAUGAAGCCCUCGUCCCUGGACCAUCUGAAGGGUAAACUGCGAGGCCUCAGCUACUCUGAGAUCCUGCGUCUGCGCCAGUCGGAGAGGAUGAGCCAGGACGACUUCCAGUCACCACCCAUUAUUGAGCUACGCGAGAGGAUUCAGCCAGAGAUCCUGGAGCUGAUCAAGCAGCAGAGGCUCAACCGCCUGUGUGAGGGAAGCUGCUUCCGCAAGCUGGGCAACCGCCGCAGACAAGAGAAGUUCUGGUUCUGCCGCCUGUCUCUGAACCACAAGGUGCUGCACUAUGGAGAUCUGGACGAGUCUCCCCAGGGGGAAGUGCCCCUUGAGCUGCUCACCGACAAGAUCCCCGUGUCUGAUAUCAAGUCUGUGGUGACGGGGAAGGACUGCCCCCACAUGAAGGAGAAGAGUGCACUGAAACAAAACAAGGAGGUUUUAGAGCUGGCCUUCUCCGUCCUGCACGAUCCUGAUGAGAACCUCAACUUUGUGGCCCCCAACAAAUAUGAGUACUGUGUCUGGACUGAUGGGCUGUGUGCGUUGCUGGGCCGAGAGAUGGGCAGUGACCUCACCCGCAGCGACCUGGACACGCUCAUCUCCAUGGAGAUGAAGCUCCGCCUCCUGGACCUGGAGAACAUCGCCAUACCCGAAACCCCUCCCCCUGUGCCAAAAGAGCCCAGCACUUACAACUUCACCUACAACUACGGCUGAGGGGUGUGUGUAAGGCCGGUUUGUGUGAGAGAGCUGGGCCGUAUUUGUGUCGGUGUGUGUGGAGCACGGUUGCGUGUGUAUAUUUGUGUGUAAUAAGACGAAGGAAACCACUCAUCCCCUAGCCACUUAAUCCUGAAAUCAACAUCACGUGUCUGAUACUCUGAAAUCCAACUGCCCACAAAUAAUCCAGGCAGGCUACGUAACACUAGACAACAAAAUGUUCCAUUGUAUUUAAAAAAAACAAUCACCGUUAUGGUACAUGCUUGAUACGAACCUGAAAGUUAAUAUUUUAUUUCGUAAUUCAUCACUUCAUGGCCGUACCAACUUUUUUUGUUAAAUAAGCUCUGUGUGUUUUGAACAGUUACAGCUGAGCCCCAAUAUUGCUUCAUGCAUCGUCAUAACAAUAGAACCAGAUCUGUUUGAACUGACACAUCACGGCCCAGGGUCUUUUCCAAGGUGUUGUAUUCAAGCCACUCCCCGUGUCUGCUCAUCCUCUAAUUCAGUACUAAUCAAUAUUAUUGAUGUUUGUUAUGCAGAAUCUGAUUUAUAUUUUUGUAAAUGACUGUGAACUCACUCAGCUUUGAAGAGAAGGAACAUUAACGUUCUAGCAACCUACUAAUUUGACUUUAAAAAAUUGUGGUUUAGGGCACAAAAGAUUGAGCUAGGUAUUAAACUGACAGAGGUAUCAGAGAAAUCAGUAAGCCAUUUGAUGGCUUAUCACAUAUUUGUCUUCUAUAACUAUUAUACUUUGCACAGUCAAACUCAGUUGCCAAAUGGUGAUCUGUAUGUGGAGACAUUUAACACUAAACAAAAUGGACCUUUCACCACGCAAGCACUCUGAAGUCACAUAUUCUCUGGAAUUAUUAGGUUAGGAGAUGGCCAAAAUGCCUCGUAACAUGAAUCCUCAAUGGUCAAGGUGUCAAAUAUUGAAUAAUGUGUUUUUGUUGUAUCUUGCACUGCUGAUGAAAGUAACAAGAAAUGUGCUCAGUAUUUGCUAUUGGAGUUUGGUUACACUGUACGUAAUUGAAUAGGAUUCAGUGGUCUUGUAUUGCAAGUUAUUUGUAAAAGGGUUCUACCUUUGUCAAGGGGUUCUGAUAUUUGAUGUCCCAUUGUUCAUAGUACACAAUCUAAAAUGGAUGUUAUGUCAAAGACAUCACUGUCAAAAGCUUGUAGCUGCUUAGAGAAUUCUACAAAAUGCCACAUUGAACAAAGUCGGGUUGCUAAUGUACACCCCAACAGUAUGGAGACUUUAAGAGGCUUAAGCAUUAGGUACUCUUUAACAUGACGUACUGAACCAUGACCGUGUUCAGGCUAGUGCUGUUAGUGAAUGACAUGUUAGUCAUGAAAUACAUUUACAGUUGAAGUCGGAAGUUUACAUACAUUUAGGUUGGAAUCAUUAAAACUCAUUUUUCAACCACACCACAAAUUUCUUGUUAACAAACUAUAGUUUUGGCAAGUCAGUUAGGACAUCUACUUUAUGCAUUGCACAGGUCAUUUUUCCAACAAUUGUUUACAGACACAGUGAAUUACAAGUGAAAUAAUCUAUCACAAAUCCAGUGGGUCAGAAGUCUACAUACACUAAGUUGACUGUGCCUUUGAACAGCUUGGAAAAUUCCAGAAAAUGAUGUCAUGGCUUUAGAAGCUUCUGAUAGGGUAAUUGACAUCAUUUGAGUCAAUUGGAGGUGUACCUGUGGGUGUAUUUCAAGGUAUCUUCAAACUCAGUGCCUCUUUGCUUGACAGCAUGGGGAAAUCAAAACAAUUCAACCAAGACCUCAGAAAAAAAAUUGGUAGAUCUCAACAAGUCUGCUUCAUCCUUGGGAGCAAUUUCCAAAUCCCUGAAGGUACCACAUUCUAUGUACAAACAAUAGUACACAAGUACAGUGGGGCACAAAAGUAUUUAGUCAGCCACCAAUUGUGCAAGUUCUCCCACUUAAAAUUUCAAUUUCCAAACGCCUGAAGGUACCACGUUCAUCUGCACAAACAAUAGUACACAAGUAUAAACACCAUGGGACCAUGCAGCCGUCAUACCGCUCAGGAGGGAGACGGGUUUGAUCUCCUAUAGAUGAACGUACUUUAGUGCGAAAAGUGCAAAUAAAUCCCAGAACAACAGCAAAGGACCUAGUGAAGAUGCUGGAGGAAACCAGUACAAAAGUAUCUAUAUCCACAGUAAAACGAGUCCUAUAUCGACAUAACCUGAAAGGCCGCUCAGCAAGGAAGAAGCCACUGCUCCAAAACCUCCAUAAAACAGCCAGACUACGGUUUGCAACUGCACAUGGGGACAAAGAUUGUACUUAUUGGAGAAAUGUCCUCUGGUCUGAUGAAACAAAAAUGGAACUGUUGGCCAUAAUGACCAUUGUUAUGUUUGGAAGAAAAAGGGGGAGGCUUGCAAGCCGAAGAACACCAUCCCAACCGUGAAGCACGGGGGUGGGAGCAUCAUGUUGUGUGGGUGCUUUGCUGCAAGAGGGACUGGUGCACUUCACAAAAUAGAUGGCAUCAUGAGGAAGGACAAUUAUGUGGAUUCAUUGAAGCAACAUUUUAAGACAUUAUUUAGGAAGUUAAAGCUUGGUCGUAAAUGGGUCUUCCAAAUGGACAAUGACCCCAAGCAUACUUCCAAAGUUGUGGCAAAAUGGCUUAAGGACAACAGAGUUAAGGUAUUGGAGUCGCCAUCAAAGCCAUGACCUCAAUCCUAUAGAAAAUGUGUGGGCAGAACUGAAAAAGCGUGUGUGAGCAAGGAGGCCUACAAACCUGACUCAGUUACACCAGCUCUGUCAGGAGGAAUGGGCCAAAAUUCACCUAACUUAUUGUGGGAAGCUACCUGAAAUGUUUGACCCAAGUUAAACAGUUUAAAGGCAAUGCUACCAAAUACGAAUUGAGUGUUAUGUGAACUUCUGACCCACUGGGAAUGUGAUGAAAGAAAUAAAAGCUUAAAUAAAUCAUUCUCUACUAUUAUUCUGACAUUUCAAAAUCUUAAAAUAAAGUGGUGAUCCUAACUGACCUAAGACAGGGAAUUUUUACUAGGAUUAAAUGUCAGGAAUUUUGAAAAACGGAGUUUAAAUGUAUUUGGCUCAGGUGUAUAUAAACUUCCGACUUCAACUGUACGUAUGGUAUUCAUAUAUAAAUCAUUGUCUGUAUAUAAUGUUGCCUUACUAAAACAAUGUGUUUUGUGUGAAUAAAUAUGUUAAACUCG
Molecule: messenger RNA, 5504 nt
Organism: Oncorhynchus masou masou (cherry salmon)
Lineage: Eukaryota; Metazoa; Chordata; Actinopteri; Salmoniformes; Salmonidae
Product: engulfment and cell motility protein 2
Exons: 23
Coding region: 146-2317 (723 amino acids)
Biological process (GO): cell motility; actin filament organization
Source: RefSeq, a predicted model, not a curated record